Messenger RNA from Platichthys flesus (European flounder), 7791 nucleotides. RefSeq lists its product as uncharacterized. The record is from RefSeq and is a predicted model, not a curated record. Lineage: Eukaryota; Metazoa; Chordata; Actinopteri; Pleuronectiformes; Pleuronectidae. The coding region runs from base 410 to 5761 and encodes 1783 amino acids. The transcript is spliced from 34 exons.
AACGCUGUAAUGGGACCCGGCAGCACCAGGCGACCAUACCCUCUGCUUUCACUGCUGCUCUUCACCAGUGGCCAGUCCCGCUCCCUGUCACUGUCACCUUACCUCGCAGGCCUCAUAAAUCAUUCAGCGCGCCAUUGAAGGUUGUGCAGACUAACAGGCCUGGAUGUUAGAGGCACAUCAGGUUAUGUGUACACAACUACAGCGGGACAGGAGAAGGUUUAUCAAGGUACUUGAUUCGAUUCAGCAUCAUUCACACUUUCUUGGCUAUGGCCAAACAAAGCCAGGCCCCCUGGCAAGAGGCUGUUAACAGAUCCUGGAUGAAGAACGAUAUAAUUUCUCCUUGAAUCUGACAUAGAACUCCGUGUCUCGCGCACCUGCCCUGAACUUCAGCAGGUGGACAAUCAUAAUAAUGCAAAGGACUUGCAGAUGCAACAGUUCCAGGUGCUGGUGGUGGAUGUUUGCUUCUGCCCUGCAAACUCUGACUCAUGGAAACAACUACAGUCAACAUAACCAGGAGAGGCCCUGCAAGCCAGGUUUCUACUGCCCAAUGGAGAGCUCCACAGCCCUCCCCUGUCCUAAGGGAACCUACGGGCCGACUGCUGAUGCUGUGUCUGUAGACAGCUGUCUGCAGUGUCCCCCUCACCACUACUGUCCUAGACCCGGCUUGUCCACCUCCCUGCUGUGUGGUCCUGUGGCUCAGCAGCCUCUCUCUGGACAGGACACCUGCAUCUGCCCAGGGGAGGGACAGAGUUUUCAGACGAGUGAUGGACGAUGUCAAUGCACCAUUGGCUACCAGCCCACUAACAAUAGAGGAGCGUGUGUACACAAAAUGUACAAUGUCUGCAGAGACGGAAAAACACGCACGCAGUAUGGAGACUGCCUGAACAGACACCAGUGGUCACUUCAUUGCAGACAGCAGGUGUGUCCGUCUGCAGAGGACUACCAGGGCUACGAUGGCGAGCUGGGUCUGUGUGUUUGCAGAGAGCCUCCUGGACGAGCUGCAUGCGGUGGCCUGUGCAGGAGCAGGCCGGCCACUGAGCUGCAGCUCCGGUGCCAGUCCAGCGGAGAUAUGGAGCUGGUGUGGAGCUAUGACAGCAAGGUGCAGGUGUCGGCCGUCUCAGGCAACGUUCUGCAGACGGCCUUCAAACAGUGGGACUACCAGGGGACUCUGCAGUGCAACAGCCGUCUCGACUCCCUGCGUCCUGUCUACAUUGUUCUGACGACAGACGCAGGAUUCCUCGGCCUCCUCAGUGGCCUCCCAGAGGAAGUUCAGCGCCUGUUUCCUGUCAGCACCCAGCGGGACCCCAGCAGCUCGUCCGAGGAUGACUUUCUGCAGGAGGACACCACAGGAGGAGAAAUGAAUUCCAGCAGGACAAGGGUAAACAAGAGAGACGUGAAGGAAGAAGUGAGAGGAGUUACUGGAGUUCUGAACCCAACAACGUGCCUCCAGUUGGGCAACAUUAUCCUGUUUACUGUGGACACGGGCCACUAUCCUCUGUAUGAUCUGGACAGCCUGUACAACACCAACAGUGGCUUUGACUGGGGUGCGUUCAGGCAGCUGAAAGAGGAGCUGACUCUGUCCUGGACUCCUCCCAGCUUCUUCUCAGUGGUCUUUAACCAGCCUGGUGUUUAUGUUUUCACUCUGAGCAGCCACCAGCACAAACACAUGUAUGUACGAGUUAUGCCUGCAGGGGCCCAGUGUUACGAGCCUGGGCCCUUCUUCCCCACCAUCCCCCGUCAUGUGACCAGGGUGGGAAUCAGUCGCAGGCGCAACCUGUUACUUCGACCAGAUUGGUUGGCGACUGGAGGUUUGCUGUUUGGAGCUGUGGUCAUCCUCUGUUUGUGUGUUACAGUCCUGAUCCUGUUUCGAGAGUACGGAUGGCCCGAGAAGAAACCAAUCAGAGCGCGGUAUCGCUUGCUGCAGUUGGCCUACCACAUGGAUGAUUACUCAUCGAAGGGUUCAAGGUUGAUCUCACUCAGGAAGAUUCACCGCAACCAACAAGCCAGAGUGACACAAGACUCCAUUCAAGCAGUCUGUGGGGACACGCUUGGGGAGUUCUGGGAUUAUGAGCACCAGGUGGAUCUGGAGGCUUUCAGCAGCAGCACCUUCUACAGCCUCCUGCUCACACAGAGCCUGUCUGUCACUGCAAGUCUGGGGCAGCUCACCACUGAGGUAAAGGAGCUCUACAAGGGAGUGCUCGAGAAACUGCAGCUGCUUCACCCACGCCUGAUCUUAGAGGAGAGGCCGGGUGGGGGUUAUGAGAGGAUGAGGAGGGAGGUGGAGAGGGAGGCAGUGCGACGGAAGACUCUGGCCUCACAGCUGAGGACGCUGCUCGACAGUCAGCUACAGGUUCUGAGACAAGAGCAACAGGCCCAGCAGAGAGUCCACAGUGUGUUUACAGCUCACGUAAGACAGUGCACCCGAUUACUGUCAAAGGUUUACAACAGCAAUCCGCCGGCCAGCGAACUACACCAGCAGAAUUGGAUGCAGAGACUCACAGCCCUGGUGGAGGAGAUGGGAGAGCUGGUGUCUGCAGAGUGCCAGCGUCAGGGGGCCUGGGAGUUACUGGGUGACGGUCCAGGGGCCAAGCUGAUUUGUCCUGACUCUGGAACCGUGCUGAACAAGGACCAGAUCUUUGGGCCUGAUGGAUCCCUGCGUGUCUGCCGGGCUCUUCACUGUGAUCCAGUCACAGGCCUCAUCAGACCAGACGCUCACACACAUAUGAUGCUGAGCAGCUGCCACGCCACAGCGGUGCCACCUGACUACUUCCUCCACCCACACACCGGCCGAGUGAUGCCAAUCACAGGCAAUGUGGCCUACGAUCCUGCGAGCUCCACGCUGGUGUUCACGACUGGCUCGUGUGCAGGUGACAACAGGAAGUGGGACAGUCCUCUCCUUCCUUUCAUCCCUUACCCGACCUCCUUCCACUCAGAGCAGCCUCUGAUCAGCACCCACCUCAGGGGCCUCAGACCGGGCCAGAGAUUGCAGCUCGGAGCUCCCAUGGCCGAACCAGAAACUGGGGUCCCAGUGCCCAUACUGGCUGUGACAAUCCACCCUGAGACAGGACUGGUCUACCCACUUGGAGGGGUGCAGGUCUGCCCCAUCACCCGCCUGCCUCAGCCCAUACAGAUCGGUUAUCCCAUGCUGGAACCCAGGACGGGGAACGUUGUGCUCACAGUCGGGGUCAGUCUGGAUCCAGUGACAGGAGCUGUGCUGCCAGUAGGGGGAGUCCUGCUGGCUGAGUCCUUCAUAGAACCUCUGAGUGGGCGUAUGGUGAGAGUGAGAGGGGCCAACAUAAGGGCUGGGCAACUGUUCCCUAAUGCAGGAGGACACCAAAGUUUACUAGACUGCAAGGUUCUCACAGCAAUGUUCAGAGUACUGGAUAUCCUGAAGCCACUUUCUGAGGAGUGGGGUUCAGAGGGAAACUUGCAGGAUCUGCAGCCUCAUCCAGGCAGCGAGAGAGGGAGCGGUCGACAAGAUCAUCUCCUCACCGCGGCCAAGGAGCUCCAGCAGGCCUGGGGGCGGAGCCUGCAAGGCCAUCUCCAGUUACAGACCAGGCUGGAGAUGCUGCUGGACUGGGCCGAGGGUCUGCAGAGGGAUGGAGGGAGUCUGGGGGAGAUGCUUCUGUCAGGCUCCGAUGUGGGUGUGACAGCCCUGCUGGGGAUGGAGUAUCCUGACCCCAUGGGAUCUGGUCUCAGUGUGCCUGUGCUGGGAUGUCACACCAACUUGGUCUCUGGGGUUACUGUACCCUUGGCAGGGACCAUGGAGGACCCGGAUGGAAAAGGCCUGGUGGCGAUCCGUUAUGGCUCUCAGACUGUGGACCCAGUGACAGGGACGUUGGUACCAGUGGUUGGAGCCAGACUGGAUGUGUCCAGGAAUCACAUUCUCCCUGUUACAGCUUCCUACUGGUUAACGAUGGCAGAUCAAACUGAUGGUUUGCAGGUGGAGGCUCUGCAGAGGGAGGUGUGUGUGCGGAACACGUACUGGCAGCAUCAGAGGCAGCGUGAGGAAGACAUCCUGUCUGAUCUGGACGCAGCUCUUCUCCAGUAUCUCGUCAGAGUCACAGAAGUGAAAUCGUCUCAGCAGCUCCAGUGGUCAGGGAGGCAACUGAGGGAAGCAGCUGCAGAGCUGCAGGAGUCAUCGCAGGCUGAGGCCCAGAGGAGAGCCGCUCAGAACUCCCACCUGGCUCUCAUGCUGCCUCCACAUGUACUACACAUCCUCACGCAGGGUGAUGAGGAGGAGUGGGAUCAGCAGAGCGUCUGGCAGUCGGAGCUGGUGUCGGGGCUCGAUAAGGUGGAUGUGUGUGUGGAGCAGCUGCAGCAAGAGCAGGAAAAGUGGACACAGGGAGGAGACUGGGCCACAACUCUGCAUGCUGUGGACAGAGAGCUGAGUCAGAGAGAGCUGUGGGAGCAGUGCUGCUCCAGACAGACGGAGUUGGAGGCCGCUCUCGUCGCUCUGCACUUUGUCAGACACCUCUGUCAGCUGCGUGCCGACACCGCUCAGGCGGUGCUGUGUGGUAACUUCUGGUACAAGGACUAUGGUCUGGUCCAGUGCACCCGGAAGAGGCCGACUAAGGUCAUGGGUUUGCUUCAGCAGAAGGCUCUGCCUCUGCUGGAGAGACUGAACCAGCUGCUCGAAGAAAAACAGUCAGCCAGCUUUUCCCCCAACACCUGCAAUCAUCACGUCUCAGGUUUAUCAGUUAAACCGCCAUACGGGCUGGAGAUAGCCUCCAGGGUCUGGACUGCCUCCGUGCCUGUGGUGAAAGGAAUCUCCACCCAGUCUCUGAGGGAGCCUGUUAGUGUAGCUCAGCCCCAGGACAAUGGUAUGCCAGCUGGCUCGGCACCAACACACAACUCACAGACACACACCGCCUGUUCGGGCGUCCAUUCCCAGGAGAACCGUCCUGUGAAAGAGUCCGCUCAGCCCACACACAUCUCUGUCCCCACAGUCCCAGAGGAGGAGUGGACCAGGCUGCUGGAGUUCUCUCCUCUGUUCCAGCAGCUGAAAGUCGUAGAGCUGCAGCUGAGGGGCUGGGCCGGCGGGGCGGGGCUUCUGAGAGGAGAGCUCAGCGACGGAGGCAACAGCUUCGUCGAUAUCCUUGAUGCUCAGUGGGAAUGUGAGGGAGAGCUGAUCCCUGUGGACCCGUCAGUCCUCAACCCCCGAGAGUUCCUGGUCUACCAACAUGGACUCUUCUUGAUGCAAACAUUACACAGCCUUCAACUGACUCCAGCUAUUUCCCUUCAGAUAACUGCCAGUCUGCCGAACAACAACUACUUGAACAACGCCUUCAGAAAUUCCUUCUUUUAUCAGGAAGCAGAGGAGCUGCUCUUUGUCCGUCGCCAGAGGCUCCAGUCAGUUGGAGGCUUCUCUCUGCUGCUGCUCCACUGUCUGGCCCAUGUCAAAGUUAAAGACAUGAGCUCGGACUCCAGUCCCGCCUUCCAGAGGCUUUUCUUCAAGGUUCUGCAGGCAGGCCUGGGGGAGCUGUUUAACGCUAGACUCUGGGGUCUGUGUCCCUCAGGACAGGAAGCCAAUUUGUUUGUGGGGUAUCAAGACCAACAGGUCCCUUCAGGAGUCUCCCAUGGGACUCUGUCCAACUUUCACCAUGCCUCCCUCCUUCACAGGCUUCACAAACCAAACCCAGGACUGCUCCUUGAAGAUCGGAGGCACAGGGAGAAAUCUCUGCUCUCGCAUCUCGAGGGACUUUUGAGAGAGAGGAGCUCAGAGGCCCGAGAGAGAGAAGGGAAAGAGCAGAUUGGAUGAAAACAUGUAGCGAACCCCAACUAACGAAACCCAGUGUGGUUUAGAUGUGGCAAACAGGAUGUCAAUCGUAGCUCAUGCACAAAUUACUUUCAGAUCGUUUUGUUACUGUUUGGUAGAUACAUACAAAUGUAGAUUCUCAAGGUUAAUGAUAUGACUAUGAGGAAUUCUAUACUUCCUAGCUGUUAUACUUUUAAUUAUUUGGAAUUUCACCUUGAAAUUAAGCAUCGAUGUACCCUUGUUUCUCAGCCCAGGAUUUUUUGAUUUUUCUUUACAUCAUCAGUAAUUUCCUAUGAUUUAAAGUAAAUGGACACGUGAGACAAAAGCAAACUUGGUAUGUAUCUUCCAGUAUAGUAGCCAGUGAACUUUUUUACAUUUAUGUCUUUAGCUCUCAUAAUCACAGAUCACAAAAAAGUUGUUUGUGAGUUUAUUUCAUAUAUAUAUAACAAGAAACAACAAAAUAUAAUCAUUCCAUUAUAUAAAAAAAGGAAACAGUUGUCUCCGUACACAAAUCAUGCAUGUUUCAACACCAGAACAACAGCAUGGAUCUUUCCAGGAUGUCUUCAAAACAGGCGCAAUACAUGGACAUCUGGUUCUUUUUAGGGGUCCUACAUGUGGGGGGAAGGGAACUCAAUGUGCAGACGAAAGGCUUGCUGAGAUUCCGACGUCUUCGAAGCCCCUUCACUACUUCUGAGUGGUUUUGAAGGCGAUGAUAAUGAUGAGCAAAAUGAUGCCACACACAAGCCCGAUGACAUUAAGGAUCUUGGCUGUCCUCGAUGCAUCCUGAGCUAUGGCAGAUUCUCCUGCAGUAUUUGCAUUUUGUGCCUUAAAAAAAAAAUAAUAACCAAGGUUUUUAAAAUGAUUUUAAAAAAGCAGUUUGUAUUGUUAUUGAUUUUGAGGCAUCUUUUAGAAUGUAAAUCAGAAACAGAAGAAAAGUUAAGUUUGGUAAUUAGGAAAAGUCACCUACCCUACAAGAGCAGACGAUUGCAGCAAUCCCAAUUGGCAGACAACAGCACAAAGUGUUGAAGAUGGACCAUCCCAGGUAGGAUGGAGCGACUGAUUGGCUCCUGCCUGCUUCCAUAUUUUUCUCUUUGUUUGUCCUGAAGUAGAUAGAAGUUCUACUUCAUCAGCCUGUGUCUGGAUUGAAUGGUUGGAGGGGGGUUGCAGCCCAUGCUGCUUUAUCCUUCGUGGGUGUGGUUUAAGGGGGCUGAGCAGGACUAAUGGCUUCCCGACACUGAGAGAAUGUUUAUGGUUUUGGUUGGGUCUCCUGAUACUUAGGUUUUAAUGGGUAGAGUAGAUUUAAUGUAUGUGGGGUGACUUCAAAUUCCAAGAUUACACACAAACUGCUCUGAGGAGCCAGAAGAGCCUCAUGGUUGUCGUGUGUUUUAACUUCACUUCAACCAACGGAAACUAAAUCUGCUCGGAUCAUUUUGAUGAAACAGCUUGAAGUCAUUAGAGCCACUUUAGUUGUUGGCUGGAUAUUUCCAUUAUUCCAUUACGUCAUGCACAUUCCAAUGUGCAGCCCAUAUGGACUUUUUCGUCUUUACUUUACUUCUUAUAUGCAAACCAUACAUGCUACAAAUUAGCUUAAUCUUCUUUCGAACCUACAUACGAUAACAAAAGAUAUGUUCCAUGGAGACUUACUAACCAGCAUGUUUCUCUUCACAAUGGGAAAGAACCAGACGAUAACUGAACAAAUCGAGACCUGUACAUUGUUUUCCCCAGGACCUCAUAUGUUUGUGAUUUAGGGAUGACUUUGCUUUUUUCUAUUAGUUUCUACUCGUAGGCCCCAUUCAUUCAAAACAUAAAGCCUCUUAUAAAGAUCCUUUUCAUGCUCUUGGAUCAUCAUCUCAUCUUCAACAUGCAUCCUGGUUGCUACAGCAAAGCAGAUUUCAAUGUUAAUUGGUUCAUUCAUUGAGUUGAGAAACAGAAUAGGACUAAUAGAUUUGUGACAAUCAUCCAAUAGUGUAUUGUCUUGUAUUAUAACUGGAAUCGUCCUUCUUUUCUCUGCGAAUAAAUCAAUUUUUUUUCAA